Messenger RNA from Nestor notabilis (Kea), 729 nucleotides. Its product is annotated as NADPH oxidase 4-like. The transcript has 6 exons. Gene Ontology annotation, cellular component: NADPH oxidase complex; plasma membrane. The annotation marks the transcript as partial. The record is from RefSeq and is a predicted model, not a curated record. Gene Ontology annotation, biological process: superoxide anion generation; defense response. NCBI's taxonomy places the organism in Eukaryota, Metazoa, Chordata, Aves, Psittaciformes, Psittacidae. Gene Ontology annotation, molecular function: superoxide-generating NAD(P)H oxidase activity.
GUCAUAGGAACAAGCAUACCUCUGCACAGUUCAAAUGCAAGUUAUCUAUGUCCAUUUUAGUUCCAGGUCUGACUGGAGUCAUUAUGGUGUUAGUAUUGUUCCUAAUGUGUACAGCUUCUACGUAUGCCAUCAGGGUUUCAAACUAUGACAUCUUCUGGUAUACACACAACCUUUUCUUUGUCUUCUAUAUGCUGCUGCUGCUACAUGUUUCUGGGGGAGUGCUCAAGUACCAGACCAACUUAGAGGAACACCCUCCCGGUUGCUUUAAUCCUAACAAAACACUCCGACAGAACAUGACGGUGCCAAAGGCUUUUGAAGACCUGUUCCCUGACUAUACUACUGAACCUUUCCCGGAUGACUUAGUACCAGAACCCUUUCUACAAAAUAGCUUUGUGAGAAUUUGUUCCGAGGAACCCAAGUUCCAGUCACACUUCCCAGAGACCUGGUUUUGGAUUUCUGGACCUCUGUGCUUGUACUGUGUGGAAAGGCUGUACCGCUACAUCCGCAGCAAUAAACCAGUCACAAUAACUUCGGUGAUAAGUCACCCCUCCAACGUCCUUGAAGUAAGGAUGAUAAAGGAUGACUUUAAAGCAAGACCUGGUCAGUAUGUUAUUCUACACUGUCCGAGAGUGUCUGCACUGGAAAGCCAUCCAUUCACCCUUACAAUGUGCCCUACAGAUACCAAAGCAACGUUUGGGGUCCACCUUAAAGUAGUAGGAGACUGGACAG